CCCCCUUUCCUCUUCUCUAACCCUCCCCCACUACCUCUCUCUCUCUCUCUCUCUCUCUCUCUAGAUUUUGUCCUCCUUUCAUGGCCGUUGAUUUUGUCAAGUUCUCCCUGAUGGACGAUCGGAGGGCGAUCGAGGAGGCCGCAUCGGCCGGCUUAAAGAGCAUGGAGCACCUCAUCCACAUCCUCUCUGCCCCCGCCGUCCAACACCAACACCACAUUAGUCGCCCGGCGAGCAGCGGCGGCCAAGUCGACUGCUCUCAGCUCACCGACUUCACCGUCUCCAAGUUCAAACAGGUCAUUUCCCUGCUGAACCGGACCGGCCACGCCCGGUUCCGCCGCGCCCCAGUCCAGAUCGUCUCCCGGGUCGAGCCCGUUGCCCUUGCCCGUCCCGUCAUAGACCUGAACCUCGAGGCGGAGCCCAAGCCGGAGACGGAGAGUUUCUCCCGGGUCGAGAAGGAAUGCUUCAGCCUCUCGCAGCCGGUAUCCUCCUCGGCGACCUCGUCGUCAUUCCUGUCGACGAUCACGGGAGACGGGAGCGUGUCGAACGGGAAGGUGGGGGCUGCCCUGGCCGCAGCUGCCGCGCCUGCCUUCUCCGCCGGGAAGCCUCCGCUGUCUUCCGGCCAUCGGAAGAAGUGCCACGAGCACGCGCUCUCUGUCGGAGGCGGCAGGAUCUCCUCCUCUACCUCCGCCGGGCGGUGCCACUGCUCCAAGAGAAGAAAACAUCGGGUGAAGAGGACGAUAAGGGUGCCGGCGAUAAGCUCGAAGAACGCCGACAUACCGCCGGACGAAUUCUCUUGGAGGAAGUACGGCCAGAAGCCGAUCAAGGGCUCUCCGUUCCCUAGGGGCUACUACAAGUGCAGUAGCGUGAGGGGCUGUCCGGCGAGGAAGCACGUGGAGCGGGCCCAGGACGACCCGACGAUGUUGAUCGUCACCUACGAGGGCGAGCACCGCCACACCGGCAACCCUUCCAACUCCUUCGCCCAGGUGCCCGAGGCGCCGCCGCCCGCCGCGGCCACCACCGGCGUCACCCUCCUGUUUCAGCCCUCCUGAAGUCGGGGGGAGAAAUCCAAGACCCGCACUACGUGGGUCCCCGCGGCAACUCCAAUCAACGGCGGGAGAGCGGCCGUCAGCAAACGUCCAGUCACCGCCCCGUCCUCGUCCAACUCUCCCCGUGACCGACGCACCUGGGAAAACCCAGGACCGUGCGGUGUCAGUCGUCGACGUCAAGAGUGGGGAAAAAGAACUCGAUUAAAAAGACGAAUAUGCCCUUCUGGCCCCCGAAAGGGGCAGUCGCUUUUUUUCCCAUGUAAAUCUGCAGGAACUCGGAGGGUACUAAUGUAAUUUGACCGUGAAAGAGAAUCCAAUGCUUGUCCAACAAAGAUGAUUAGCUUUUGCUUUUUUUGCUCUCCA
Molecule: messenger RNA, 1409 nt
Organism: Punica granatum (pomegranate)
Lineage: Eukaryota; Viridiplantae; Streptophyta; Magnoliopsida; Myrtales; Lythraceae
Source: RefSeq, a predicted model, not a curated record